GCCUCCUCCUGCCUCCCUGCCUGUCACAGGACACCCACCUUUCUGUCAGCGGAGCAUUUGAGCCUCAGCCGCCCGCAGUCCCGUCCACGCUGCUCGGACACACGGCUCGUUAGACGGCGGUCCAGCGUCGCCUCUUCAGUGAGAUGCCAGGAAAGUCGCGCUUCGCCGACAGAGCUCGUCGCGGCUUUCGCUCCGGUUUUUGAGAAGCGUCGCCGCGGUCCUCCUGUUCAUUAACGCUAGCCGGCUGUCGAGGUGUGAAAAGUCAGUGUCAUGACUGGAGCUGAGACUGAGGAUGAUAUUCCAUUAGGCGAAAGGAAGACUGUCACAGAUUUCUGCUAUCUCCUGGACAAGUCCAAACAACUCUUCAAUGGGCUAAGAGACCUUCCUCAGUAUGGACACAAGCAGUGGCAGUCCUACUUUGGACGGACGUUUGAUGUCUACACUAAGCUGUGGAAGUUCCAGCAGCAGCACAGGCAGGUUCUCGACAGUCGGUAUGGCUUGAAGAGAUGGCAGAUUGGGGAAGUUGCAUCCAAAAUUGGACAGCUUUACUACCACUACUACCUUCGUACCUCAGAAACAAGUUACCUGAAUGAGGCCUUUUCAUUCUACUCAGCCAUCCGUCAGCGCUCCUACUACUUUCAGGUCAACAAAGAGGACAGGCCAGAGUUAGUAGUGAAGAAGCUUCGAUAUUAUGCUCGCUACAUAGUCGUGUGUUUACUGCUGAACAAGAUGGACCUAGUCAAAGUUUUGGUGAAGGAGUUAUCUGAGGAAAUCGAAGAUUACACACAGCGAUUCAACACAGAGGACCAAUUGGAAUGGAAUCUGGUUCUACAGGAGGUGGCAGCUUUUGUAGAGGCAGAUCCAGUGAUUGUUCUGAAUGACAACAAUUCUGUCGUCGUCACCAGCAAUCGGCUGCAGGAGGGAAGCGUGCCUCCACUGGAGCAAGGCAUGGUGGUUGGGCAGCUCGUCCUUGCAGAUGCACUAAUCAUCGGCAACUGUAACAACCAGGUGAAGUUCAGUGAGUUAACCAUCGAUAUGUUCCGAAUGCUUCAAGCUUUGGAGAGAGAACCUGUAAACCUGGCCACACAGACCUCCAAACAAGGAACAUUGGAACCCAAUGAGAAGCCAGCAAAAAGAGAAAACCCUCACAAGUAUCUGCUGUACAAGCCGACAUUCAGCCAGCUUUUUACGUUCUUGUCUGCCUCUUUUAAGGAAUUGCCUGCCAACAGCGUUUUGCUUGUCUACCUGUCGGCUACCGGAGUCUUCCCAACUGGGCAUUCAGAUUAUGAAGGACCGUAUGAUUUCGGAGGAGUUCUCACAAAUACGAAUAGAGAUGUGGUGAACGGAGAGAUGGUGCAGAAGAGGAACCAGGCCCAGAAAGAAAUGCACUGCCUUCAUCCAGGGGACUUGUUCCCUUUCACCCGGAAGCCACUUUUUGUCAUUGUGGAUUCUUCAAACAGCACAGCCUACAAGAAUUUCACAAAUCUGUUCGGCCAGCCUCUGGUGUGCCUACUAUCACCUACAGUAUAUCCCAAGAGUGUUCAAGAUCAGUCUCAGCGUGGGAGUCUCUUCACCCUGUUCCUCUACAGCCCGCUGCUGGCUUUCUCCUCGGUGUGCGGCUUAAGCAGCGUGCGACGAGGACUGUGGGAGAGGGCUCAAGAAUUUCUUCGCAAAGUCUACCGUGACAUUGGGCAGAUGAUAACUCGCUCACGGACCAUAGAUCAAGCCUUUUUACAGUUCUUUGGAGACGAGUUCCUUCGGCUGCUGCUUAUCCGCUUUGUGUUCUGCUCAGCCGCACUGAGACUGCAUAAACUCUUUCGGGAGUCCCGGAGCUUCCCAGAGUCCUACCCUGAGCUCCCCAAACAGGACACAGUAGAGAGCAGCCUUCUACAGAAGCAUAUUUUGGAGCUGGCGACCAUGCUGGACGUGCAGAGCCUAUUUUGGGAUGAUUCACUGGAAGCCUACUAGCAUCUUCACGCAGGGCGAAGUGGCAUACGUGUACAUACAGACUCCACUGCCAGAGCCCGCACAGUUCUCUUUCUUUUUUUCUUAUUUUUCUUUUUUUACAGGUAAUGAAAUAACCGAUUCAGCACACACGAGUUCAUGUCUUUCAUUUAACUGUUGCUCGUGGAAUCAAAUGUAGUGCAACAUUAAAAUGUUCACGUAGAUAAGCCGGAGAGUUUUACAUAGUGUAAAUUCCCCAUUUUGAGUCUCAUCGGCUCGCCUCGUAAAUAUAAGCAUCACGUAAGACGUAAGAGUAAACGAACAAGUGAGAGGCUGCAAAUAACUUUUCAACUCGUCGUUCCCCAUUCAGACGUAGGGUUGAAAGCUGCGGCCUUAACGUCAUUCCUCGUGUCAGAUAAUUGUGACGAAGCUAGCAGUCUUGGUUUUGUGUGUUUUUGUUUUUUUUAAAUAAUAUUUCUCAUUGUUUAGAGUGAAGGUUGUGCAAGCCUAAAGGAUAGAAAAUGGAAAAAUCCUGGGAAGCUUCCAUGUAUGACUUUAUCUAUCUGUAUGAAGGCAGAGCAGGGGGGGGCUGAGAGAGAACGCAGUGCUCUACAAAACCCUUCAUAUUACAAACGAGUCAACGUUGCUCGCACGUGGAGCUGGAAUUAGAAAGAUUUCACCAAAAAUGUUGCUCUGGAUAUUUGUAUUUGCCAAACAGUGCUUGCUGUACAGCAGCUUAACCUGUAGCAAGCUGAGGUGCAUGAGGUCAUGUUCUGUUGUGUGUUGUAGGCCCUCAUUAGCUGUAAGGAUCACACUCCUUUAUGUCAUUAACCAGCAUCUACUACCUUUAAUCUUCCAUUGUUUUGGCCUUGAGCAUUUUCAAAGUGAUCGUUAUUCCUUUUCCACAUCACUGUGCUGUAUUUGCAUGCAAAAAGGCAAAGAAAUGUAUCCACUUUGUUCUUUUAUUCACAACAAAUGGCCUCCAGCUGAUAAGGCUAUAAAAAGGCUCGUUGAUUUUAAAUGGCGUAGGGUUGGACGUAAAAUUGAGUGCAUGCGUUGCAUGAGCCUGUACGUCUGUAGUUGAGUCAACAAACGAAGACAAUCUAGUUUGAGAGCAGGGGAGAUGACUUAGGGAAAAGGCUACGUGGUAUGUACACCAACAUGUUUUCACAGACAUGCACCAUUAGGUUUGUUACUUCAACGACUAGCCAACACACCUCUGUAACCUUAAUGAUGACAGGAUCAUCAUGUGACCUGCCGGUUGUAUAUGCUGGGUGGAACAUCAUCGGCUUGCUUCUUUUCAAACUACAGCCAACACCAGUCAUUUUACCUGUCCGCCUUUGAUCCACUUCUUCAAGCUUCCAGAUGCUGCCAUCUUUGUCUCUGUUAGUGGAACCACAAAACAAUCCACAUGCUGUGAAAAGAGGAAGUCUGCUAACCUGCUAAUCAAAUCCAAAUCCCUCACUUGUUGAGUCUGUAGAGGUAGUUUUUGGUGGAGAAUGGAGAUACACGAUGCACUUACCGUUACCUGAAGGUGAAAGUGUUGUUGCAGUGCUGCAGGUCACAGGAUGCAGUGUGAUAUGGGAGGUAGGCAGUGGAGGAGCGCUCAAAAUGAACCCAGGUUCUUACUUUGACAUGAUGAAGGCUAUGUUAUAGCUAAACCUUUGUUCAGUCAGUCAGUCAACAAAAGAAACUGGUGAGAUAGUGAUUGAAAGAUUUGAUUGGGCUUGAUCACUAACAAAUCUGGACAUUUUACCAAGUUUUGAGCUUAAACUAGCAACUAGCAUUUCCAGAGGCAUAGGGGAAGUGCUUUCUCAUUCACUUCAUGCAUUGUGUGGAAGGAAGCAGCACGUCAGUAGACAUCAGUAAUCUGUUGUCUCAGAAUGACACCUCGCAUGUAGCAUUACAGUACAGACGUGUGUUUCCUCAUUCUUCUACGCUGAUAGUAGAAUUAAGAAAGCCCAAAGACUUGGUUAGUGGUGUAAAGGUGUGCUUGUUGACUUCAGUGGUCAUGAGAACACCUGAUGAAUUUCCACUAUCUAUCUUUUAGGUUAAAUCAAUAGUGUGUAAUAGUGAAAUCAUUUAAUGAUGUUUAGUUUUAGACAGUUUAGGCCAAAACAAGAAGGUUUUUAGGAGAACAUGCUGCAUGUUGCAUUGUUUCAGAGGGUAUGCAGGUUUCUGACAUAGUAUUUUUACCAUUGUAACCUUCAUUUUUCUCCCACUAGCAGGGGGGCUCAAAGAUGGCAGUGUCUGUCAGCAGGUCUCCAUCCAAUGCUUUGACCCUAAAAAGGAUAUUACAAAUACUACAGUCACUGAAUGGCCAGGACAUUGCUGAUUUACUGACAAGUAGAUUCCUAAAGAUUUUGACACCCACCUAAACAUUUAGUUCAAGACAAGGUUUUUAUCUCCAUAAUCUACUGACCACUACUGUUCCAAACCUUGCUGUGGCUGAUCCCCAGACAAUGAACGCUAAUUUUCUAAAUGACCCUUUGAUCUUUAGUGCCAGUCUUACUUGGCACACAAGCCAUGUAAUUUCUUCUCCUAUAAAAGAUAAUGCUGUCGUUUUUUGUUUGUAUUAUUUUAAGACCAAAGACCAGAAAAAAAGGGUCAGUCAUUUCCUAAAGCAGCAGAUUGCUGUAGGUUUUAACAAACGUUACUCAAACAGAAGGAAACAUUUGCUGGGGACUAGUUUCAGCGGCGGAUUAAUCCACGUUUGGUGCUCUAGUGAGUAUUUGGAACAGCUGGACAGUGUGUGUAGGAUUGAGUCAAAAUAAACAGCAGUGUGUGUGUUCAUGGUAGUGAAGGAACACGUCACCCAGUGCAACAGUGUGGCUCAGUGAUGAGUUUUAGUAGUUUAAGGACAACAGUGGAGCUCAAUGGCACAGAAGAAGAAGAUAUCUCAGGCUGAGAUGGCAGUAGAUACAUUAAUUGUUGGUUUGGGACUUUUCAUGGGAUUUGUGGAAAGUUAGAAAAACAUAUUAUCACCAGCCUUAUUCAUUAAAAACUGACAUUUUUUACCCCAAUUCCACAACGGCUCUCAGAAUAGCUAAAAGCUAAAUUGUCAGUAUGUAAUACCUUUUUGUCUAGGCUCAUAGCCAGGCUUUAAGGUUUGUAUAGAUGGUUUCAUACAUUUUGAAUGAUGCUGAACAUUUUAAUUAACACUCCACAAAGUAGAAAUGAGCUGAAGGCAGGUAUGGAAAGUCAGAAUGUUUAUCAGGUGUUGCCAUUGCUGAUUUAUUUGUGGCACCAGCAGGGGGAGUGAUUGCACAGAGCAUUGGAGUGAUGCUGAUACUGAAACCAGCUGACAGUUAACUGCCCUGGACCAAAAUGUUCAAGUCAUGCAGUGAUGCAGGAAGUAGCCAAGCCGGCUGGUCGGAUUAAGAUUUUUGAAUUGACAAAAAUCAUAUGAAGAACACUAUUUUUAGUGUUUGUUAUAUUUAUUGACACUGUCAGAGUACGUGUACAGAUAAUGUAAAGCAAUGUUUUUGACACAGACGUGUUUGUUCAGUAUUUAGUAAGUCUAUAACAUGUGUCAUGAAAGAUGAAGUUGAAAUUAGGGAGGAGCAAGAUGUUCAUGAGGCCAGCUUGUUCUUUGGCCAUUUUUCUAAAGAUGUUACAUUCCAACUUUCCAGAGAUUUGAAGAGAAGCAGAGGAAAACUACCACAGUUUCCUCCACUUUUCAUUUGUCUGGGAAAGUGAACCAUUUCUACAUUUUCUUCUAUUUUCCUUGUAAUAUCAACCUCCACGUUCCCUUGUGUUGACAGUUAUGACAAUUAAGAUAUUGUAGGCUUGCACUUUAUGAAGUUUGAUAUUGUUAUGAUCUUGUUUGUUGUGCUUUAGGGAAAAAAAGAGAAAAUCCUUCCACAUGAUUGUUCUUCAUGCCAGCCCUUCACACUGGUGACCUUUUUUACAAAGAGUAAAAGUCGUGCGAGUCAGUGAUUUCAAGCAUUUUCCUAUAGGACCUUUUCAUCUGCUGUCUCUUUUUUAACAGCUUCUGCCUGAAAUGUGUCAAACAUAUUGGCUGGUUUCUGCAAUAACAUGUUCUUUUACAUGUGUGAAAGAAGUAGAAACUCUGUUUUACAGCCAGCGGUGCUCUAAAACAAUGCUGUCAGUGGAGAUUACAAUGCCAAUCACGAUUAUUACUUUGCAAAGAAAAUGAAAAGAAAAAAGACCUCACGUGUUUGGACAUCAAUCAGGACAGAAGAGGAAGAAGUGAAGAAAUGUAUUCAUUUAAAUUGUCAAAUAUUGCAUGUUGACAAGUUUGUACGUUAAGUCUCAAAAACUCAUGUUUCUAUGUUUAUAAUGUGUUAUUUAUGGUGUGUUCCCUGAACUCAAAAUCCAUGAAAAUAGCAAAACUGUGGCCAAAUGGCACAAGUAAGCAUUAUUUAUUGGAAAAUAACCCCAAACAGUGAAGUGCACUGUACUCUGAUCAUAAUUAUAACUAUAAAAAGAAACAAAUAAACAAGAAAACUUUUAGCUUCUGUUAAGAGCGUUUGCUGCGGUCAUGUCGUCUGUGCUUCAUGUGUAAAAAGGACCAUUAGCACAGUAAAAUAGUAUGAAUUUGAAUUUGCUUGAAACAGGAUUAAGUAUUGUAUGAGUGUUUGUUUGAAUUUCUUUUUGUUUGUUUCAUGUUUUUCCAGUUUCACAGAAGCUACUCAGCAGCAUGGUGCAAUAGCUCAAACUGAUUCUGCAUGAUGAAAAUGGCUUUUCCUGCUUCAGAGCAGAUUCUUAUAGAGCCUCAGAGUUCCUGGAAGCUGAUUCAAGAUAACAAGAACAAGAUAUUAAUUUGUGUGAACAAGAUAUUCAGAAGCUAGUAACUAGCGUGAACUAGAUAAGUUGUGUGAACAGAUAUUAAAUUGUGCAAGCAAGAUGCUAACUUUUGCUAAGCAUAGAACUGCUAGAAACCAGAUUGCUUGUGUGAACAUGUUAAUUUGUGCAAACAAGAUAUUGACUUGGGAACAAGAUAUUAAUGUAUGCAAGCAAGAUAACUGAUAAACAAGCUCGGUGAACAAGAUAUUCAUUUGUGGGAGCGAGAUAUCGACAAGAUAUUAACUUGUAUGAGCAAGAUAUUCAUUUGUAGGAACAGCUUAUUAAAAUAUUGUGCAAAUGAGAGAAAUCUGUGUGAACAAGAUAUUCACCUGUGAAACAGGAUAACUUGUUUAAACACGACAGUUUGAGAUUAACAAGAUGUGCAAGCAAGAUAUUCAUUUGUGGGAACAAGAUACAAAAAAUUAUGACUUUGUGCUCAGGACAUUUUAACUUCUGGGAACAAGAUCAUGUCCGCAAAUAACAUUAACGAGAUAUUAACUUGCGGAAACAAGCUGAUAACCUGUGCACACUUUCUAUUUGAUGGUGUGUGACCAUCAGAUAUUAACAUUGAUGGCUGAUCUACAUCAUGCUGAGUUCAUCCUUUUCUCACAGCCUUAUGCAAGGUGGGCACUGUGACAAACCCAAGAUAUGAUAAGGCUUUCUUCUCCCCUCUGCUGCCAUCGCCUUUACAUAUUGUUUUGUAUUGGUUUGCCUUCAGAAACUGCUGAAUGUUCAAAGAUAUCUCAAGUGAUUCGUGUGCUGGACCUGAUUAAGCCUUGUAGGAUAAAUGUUUCACUUUAAUUUGAAUCCCUUUUUUUCUUAGUUUGUUUUUUCAGAAUUUGGGGUAUCAAAAUAUGCCUAUGUUUGCAUCCCUGGACCUAUGUUGGGGUGUGUUGUCUUUUUCUUAUUCCCAUGCAUAACUUUUCAAACCCAGGUAGAUGAGGUGAUCCGUUCAAGUUGUUUCCAACAGCUGCGAUUAAGUUUUCAAGCAGAAAAUAUAACAUCAGAUUUUCGUUGCUGUCCCGCAGAAUCCAUUUGUUUUUCUAAAGCUGCCACUAUGCACUUUGGUCCGACAUAGAGCAUACAUGAAACUUAGACACUUAGAGAAAUUAGCAACAGGGAGGAUUUGAAGGCCAGUUGUAGGGGUGUGAUCUGGUGAGACCGAAUCAGUGCUCGCCCUGCAUAACCAGCAUAGAAUCCACUGGAGCACGAGAAGUAAACUUGUUUUUGACAUGACAAGCACAAAAGCCACUGCUCCAUGUAGUUCACCCACAUCCGUGGAGAAGGAUGUCGACGCCUCUUGGGAACACAUUGCAAAUAACUGCCGACUGAUCAAUCCUGUUUUCUCCCCCAGAUAUGCAGGGGUCAUUUCUACCUUUUUAUACUUGUAAUAAUGUCCAGAAGAUGGGUGCAGCCUUCCUUUAUAGCAACAUGUGUGAUCUGCUUCUUGUGAAUUUCAGUCAGUGUCAAACUGUCAAAUGUACUGUAUUUUCCUAAAUUUCUGUUUAAAAAAUGCACAGAUUAUUAUCUCUGUAAGCAGCAUGUUUGUUUAGAAUAGAAAGUGCCAAAGAUUGGUGUACUCUCACUUUCUCAAGCUUGAGAUCAGUUAUUGUAUCAGAUGGGCUUUUUUUCUGUGUUGCCAGAUGGAGCCAAUAAAGAAAAAGAAAA
Messenger RNA from Chelmon rostratus (copperband butterflyfish), 8421 nucleotides. RefSeq names its product suppressor of cancer cell invasion (gene scai). Gene Ontology annotation, molecular function: transcription corepressor activity. The transcript has 17 exons. Gene Ontology annotation, biological process: DNA-templated transcription. Bases 271 to 1968 code for a protein of 565 amino acids. Gene Ontology annotation, cellular component: nucleus. The record is from RefSeq and is a predicted model, not a curated record. NCBI's taxonomy places the organism in Eukaryota, Metazoa, Chordata, Actinopteri, Chaetodontiformes, Chaetodontidae.